Messenger RNA from Gryllus bimaculatus (two-spotted cricket), 3819 nucleotides. Lineage: Eukaryota; Metazoa; Arthropoda; Insecta; Orthoptera; Gryllidae. The record is from the annotation of a GenBank genome assembly.
GGCAAGUAUUAUAUGUUCAGAAAUAUUUUUACUAACUUGAAUGGCAUAAUUUUUAUAACUGUCAGUCAUUUUCUGCUUUUUAUAAGGUAUUACUAAUGUUCAGAGGGGAAUUGUUAGGGAAGUACACAUUAUUUCUUCAAAGACAACUCUCUAUUUAGAGGGGAUUAUGUUAUACAGAAUUAAAACAAGAUAUGCUACCAGUAGAUGCUCUCAGAAUGAAAAGAAAUUAGAAAAAAAAUCUCAAAUGUGAGGAUCAACGACCUCUUUAGUUGUUUACAAUAUUUCUUGCAGAAAAUUGGCAAAUUAACCUUCUGAAAUUUUAAAUAAAAUAAAAACCAAAGCACAGAAGGUACCAAAUCACCUCAAGUCUGAAAAUUGUUGCAGCUGACAUCUCUUGCUUUACUUGAUAGGGAAAAUUGAGGAAGACAAUAGGCAACAUUAACAUUUAACAAAAUUUAAAUAAAUUAUUUUAUUAAACUCUAUAAGAUAAAAUAUCAAAACCACUGGAAUAAGAUUAGAUCAAUAGACCAUCACCUUCCUUGACUAAAUGAAAAUGAAAUAUAUUAUCGUCCUUUCACUUCAAUAAGACCUGCCUGUCGAGCUAGAAAUCGUACAGCAAUUGCCACACUGAGAGUGGCUACAAGUCCUGCAGGCAUAAAUUUUCCAGAGUUGUAAAAGCGAUAGCCCAUAAGGCCUCCCAGGACACAACUUGUACCUAAUAACACACCAUAGUUUUCGGGAUUCUGUGAUGUUUGGUAUGCUCCAUAUCCCAAAACACUGCCGAACAACAACCCAGCACCUAGCGAAGGAAUGCUCCCUUCUUUCACAUAACCCACUAUUCCACCAGCAGCAACAGUAGCGGCGUACGCAAAACUUAUAAUAUCAACUCCCAUUAUUGAUGACGAACACACAACGUGGUAGAAAUAAUGUCCACACGCAGAUUGGAUGGGAUACCACAGAGGAUCGCCUUAUGACGACGAUGACAAUUCAGAAUUCGGACUGAUACAUAAUCAAUGUACGCAAUCAGAGGACGCGUGAAAUAGAAAACUCGAAAUGACGCUGCGCUUUCUGUUUCCCACGACCCCUCUCAGUAACCACCCACGAACUGAUCUGACGGAUGCUCCCCUCGAGUACCGGGACUUCGGUAAUCAAACAGUAAUCAAAUCAAUCAGACUGUACUCCGAUUUAAAUAUAGUGGCUCUUUAACUUCACGAGCUAGAAGGACGGAAAUACGGUCACCCAAUCGAGAGCUUUAAUACUAAAAAUUUAAAUCAUAACGAAGCAUCUGUUUGGAUGAGUUCCCCUCUCCGUCCAGCACUUGACUUUAAAGUGUCACUAAGUUUAAAUUGAAGUAUACGCUUAAGCGAUUCCUUGACUUUCCGAGAAUAAUUCUAAAAAUUGAUUCUUUUGAUACCGUGAUUCAUGUGAAGUACCGAAUCUUGGUGACAAUCGACUAGCGUUACCUUUAAGUAGGUUUGCCAACUGUGUAAAGAUGUUUUGGCUUUGUGUUUGUUUUGCACGUCGUGGGCCACAGGGACUUGGGUAGUGUGAGGUUAUACUCAUGUUUCGUGCCCUUGCCUGUUGUGUACUUCAACAAGAUCUGCUCACGGAAAGUCGAUCGUGAACAUUUGCGGUAAAAUAGUUAUUAUCUAAGAUGACAGCACCCUGUAGUGAAAUCAUUCCAGAUAUAGAGGAUCUGAUUUCAUCCCAAGACAUAACCCCCAAAGAGCGAUACAGUAACAAAAGAUAUGUAACUAUUAGAGCAAAGAGAAACAAAAAUGAAAAUAUUAAAGAACAAGAAGAGAAUUUUUCAAAUAUUCAAAGAAGUUUAAUUCCAGGAACCCAGUCUAUAUUUAUUAAAACUUGGGGUUGUACCCACAACAGUUCUGACAGUGAAUACAUGGCUGGCCAGUUAGCCUCAUUUGGUUAUACAAUUACAGAUGAUAAGAAUAAAGCAGAUCUUUGGAUUCUAAAUAGCUGCACUGUUAAAAGUCCUGCAGAAGAUCAUUUCAGAAAUGAAAUUGAAGCUGGCCAGAAAAUUGGAAAACCUGUGGUGGUUGCAGGUUGUGUUCCUCAGGGAGCCCCCAAAACACAAUUUAUUAAAGGAUUGAGUGUCAUUGGCGUGCAACAGAUAGAUCGAGUUGUAGAAGUUGUUGAAGAAACAUUGAAAGGAAAUACUGUGCGCUUAUUAGGGCAGAAGCGUCAAGCUGGUCAUAAAAUGGGUGGUGCCUCUUUGUUACUUCCAAAAGUGCGUCGAAACCCACUAGUAGAAAUCAUUCCAAUAAAUACUGGCUGUCUCAAUCAGUGCACAUACUGUAAAACAAAGCAUGCACGUGGGGAAUUGGGCAGUUAUCCUCCAGAUGAAAUAGUUGCCCGAGCGAAGCAAUCCUUUGAAGAAGGAGUUGUUGAAUUGUGGUUAACAUCUGAAGAUACAGGUGCUUAUGGGAGGGAUAUUGGAACAAGCUUACCAGAACUUUUAUGGCAGCUCACUGAUGUUAUUCCAGAAGGUUGCAUGAUGCGAGUUGGAAUGACAAAUCCUCCUUACAUUUUAGAACAUUUAGAGGAAAUGUCGAAAAUACUGUCACAUCCACGGGUGUAUAGCUUUCUCCAUGUUCCUGUCCAAUCUGGAAGUGAUGCUGUUCUUGGAGACAUGAAGAGAGAAUACUGUAGAGCAGAUUUUGAACAUGUGGUUAAUUUUCUUAAAGAGAGAGUUCCCCAUUUAAGUAUUGCAACAGAUAUAAUCUGUGGUUUUCCAACUGAAACUGAGGAAGACUUUGCAGAAACACUCACUCUCUGUGAAAAAUACAAAUUUCCAAGUUUGUUUAUUAAUCAGUUCUUUCCUCGGCCUGGAACUCCAGCUGCCAGAAUGCCUAAAGUUCCCACCCAAGAGGUGAAAAAAAGAACAAAACAGCUAUGGGAACUUUUUCAAUCUUAUUUACCGUACAGUGGGCGUGAGGGUGAAAUUCAUAAUAUUUUAGUGACCGAAGUUUCUCACGAUAAGAAACAUUACGUUGGGCACACAAAAGCAUAUGAACAGGUAUUAGUUCCACAAAGUGAAGGAUUGCUGGGAAAGAUGGUAUCUGUGAAGAUUGUGUCUACCAGUAAGCACAGUAUGGUUGGUGAACUGUUGUCUGCUAAACCUCAAUGGCUCUCCCCUGGAGUAGCCCAACCCCUUCCUGUGGGCCAGGUGUCAGGAGUGAAAAGUCUCUCAGAGCCUAUUGAGAGGAAAACAUCAAUUCUCCCUCUGUCACUCUUGUUCCUUAUUCUAGCUUUACUAGCUCGAGUCUUUUGGUGGAUCUUUUAGAAAAUUAUUUUAAUUUAUUUGAUACCACAGAAGUAAUGUGUGAGUUUUUAAUACAAGUGUUUUCAAGCAGUGUGUUCUUGAAAUUACUUUCAAAACUUGUUUUUGAAGCUUGUUUCUGUAGAUUAUUUUUGGGUUUGUUUUUAAGUUAUAAAAAUAAACAUUGGAAACUAAAAUUUUUGGUAUUUUGUAGAAAACAGAAUAAAAGGAAUUUUUUUAAAACAAUAAUAGUCAUGAUAAAUUAUUGACAACACUAAAGUAAAAGGUGACAAAAACUGCAACUACAAUAACUGCAAUAAAAGUACAGAAUCAGAAAAUAUACUUAAGUGUUGUGCUAUAAGCAUUAAUAAAACUCACUUUAUUAUUAAGUUUGCUCUGCUUGUUAUGAUUGAAGUGACUAUUUUACACAUAAAAACAUGUCUUGUAAAUAGUAUAUUGAAUGUGAUGUAAAUUUAAAAGAUAAUUAUUGAAAUAUGUAACAGAUCUAAUUUAAAAGAAUAAACUUUUGUGAAAUACAA